Messenger RNA from Ictalurus punctatus (channel catfish), 6462 nucleotides. Its product is annotated as basement membrane-specific heparan sulfate proteoglycan core protein. The record is from RefSeq and is a predicted model, not a curated record. The transcript has 20 exons. Lineage: Eukaryota; Metazoa; Chordata; Actinopteri; Siluriformes; Ictaluridae. Bases 2429 to 5644 code for a protein of 1071 amino acids.
UAAAAACAAGAAGAAGAAGAAGGCAUUUCCGGUUUCCACUUCCAUUCGAUACGUUCAGGCUUUGUCACGGCGUAAUGAGGUGAACACCUCAAGGCUAAUUUGUUGUUUUUAUAGUGUUAGAGCGGCGCUGGUGGCGCGUGCAUUGAGGCGAAUUGGUGCCGGAGAUCACGUAAAGUGAUCGCAACAUUUAGCCUGUGGCUGAGUGGUGUGUGUGUGUGUGUGUGUGUGUGUGUGUGUGUGUGUGUGUGUGUGUGUGUGUGUGUGUGUGUGUGUGUGUGUCUGUCUGUCUGUCUGUCUGUGUCUGUGUGUGUGUGUCUGUGUGUCUGUGUGUGUGUGUGUGUGUGUCUCUCUCUCUCGAGCCGCGGUACCUGUGAUUAAUCAUACAACUUCGCGUCUGGUGUUUUGUUCAAUCUAAUGGUGAGAGUGGGGAGUUGAGCUAAGUCUUCUCUAAGACAAACCCCUAGCCGAAGACGCUACAUGUGACGCUGCUGUUUUGCUUUAGUGCAUCAACAGUUGUUUUGCUUUAUGUACUGUUUUGCUUCAUGGUUUUAUGUAUUUUGUUUUACUUUAGUUUUGGAUGUAUGUCUGGUUCGUUUUGCAAGCACAUAUAGUAAGAGAGUGAGCAGUCUGAGUGGUAAAAUUAGUGUUUCCUAGCCUCAGAUCUGUUUCAGGUUUGUUGAUCUACAUAACCACUUUACUACUGAGAGGGUGUAUGUUAAGCCUUACUGUCUCCAUGCUAUAGUGGCCAUAAUUGUCCUUUGUCCCUUUUUAUUAUUAUUAUUUUUUUAAACUGUAAUUCUGGUUCUGCUUGGGUGCUGUCCACUGCCUCCAUUUCUUGUGGUGGUGUCAGUGGGCCUGGGUGUUAUAGCUACCAUACCACAGUGUCUGUAAUAUUUGUCUUUCUGUGUCUUGUUGUUUAGUGUUUGUGUAACUUUGGGUUAGCUGGUGUCUUCUUUGUCUCCAGGAGCCAGUGAGUCUUGGUGGGACAGGGUAGGCUAGCUGCAUUUAUUCAGUGGUGUGUUUCACAGCGUGCUCAGUGUGUCAACACAACUUCCUUAUGGUGUAGGUAGUGUGCGAUUUUGGUGGGUUUGGAUGACCUCCUGAGCUGUAGCUGACCUGCCUUGUCCCUGCCAAGCCUGGGCCUGGAGAAGUUCUUAAUUUUUAAAAUAUUUAUUGUGCUUCAGGGGAAAGUGAUUUAUUUCCAUGUCAAGUUUUAAAUGAUGCUUAGGUGUCAUAAUAAAAUACAAAUGUUUAUAUUCGUACUCAUGUCUCACUCUCAUUUUCCUUGCCCCGAUUGGUGAAACUUGUGUGUGCCUUUUGUUUGUUAGUAUUUCCCUGGUUCUCCCUCAAGGUGGUGUAGUUGGAUUUACUGCAUUUGGGAUAAACGUUUUCCCUCCACUUAGGAAUGCCACAUUUCUGGUGUAGUUGGCAGGAUAAACGUCUCCCUUCACAUUGAAUAUUGCUACACAAACAUGCAAAGUAAAUGGAGAUCUAUUGGAUUUAUUCAGUUUGUUUUGGCUAAUAACAAUCUGUUUGUAAGGCUUGUGAUCCACAGCUGAAAAAGUCGUCAUCUGAACAGAGCAGACGCAGAGAGAGGUGAGAGUGCAGCGGGGAAGUAACACCUCGUGCUUGCAGGACAGAACUGGCCACAAAUGGAAAGUCGCUAAGGUUUGUCCAGAAAGUCGCUAGAUUUGUCGCUAGGCAGAAAUCUGGAUGUAGAUUUACAUCUCUAAUGAGCAAUUAUCUGUAGACCAGCUGUAGUAGCAGCUUUAUGGCACAAGAUGUCGCUACUUAGUCGCUUAGCCGUAGCUCUAUAAUCAAAGACCUAGGAAGAAUAAAUAAAUAAUUAAACUAAACAAUUAAAUAAACUAUUUUAAGCUAUUUAAACUCUAAUAAAUUAUGUUACUGAUUACAAUUAUACUCAUGAUUUUAUUACUUUUCAUGAUCAUCACUCAUGACCAGCCUCUAAGUGCUCCUCAGCUCACACAUGGUAAAUGUGUCUUUAUUACUUCCUGUAAGUCUAGUUAAACACACUUGCUGGUGAAUAUACUAAUUAACAUUACAGCUUUGUCCUAAACACUAGAAGUCAUGUGUUGAAAUUAGUGAAGUUAAUGUUUAUUAAAUUAAUUCAUGCCCAGGUGUUUUUUUUUUUUUUUUGAUUGGGGGGGAGGUUAUGAUACUAUAAAGUAAGAUAAAACCACCACAUGAGAGAAAAUAUAAAUAAAUAUUAAUACUGCAUAUAAAAUGUAAAUUGAGCCAUGGAAAGAGUGAUGAAAGAGAUUUUGAAAAAAUGAUAAAUGAGACAGUGGUUGUUGUGGUUUCCUGAUAAUCACACUAUAUAACAGAGAGACACUCAGGCAGUGUGUGUGUGUGUGUGUGUGUGUGUGUCACUUUGAGGGACUGGUGUGUGUGUGCAGAAAAAUCAGUAAUGAUGAAGUGCUUGUAUCUUUUGUCUGUUGUGUUUCACGUCGCUGCAGGCGUAUUGACUCAGAAGGUGAAGGUGGAUCCGGAAGUGGUGUCCUAUCCGGGUCAGACAGUGAUCCUGUGCUGCCAGUUUCCUGACAAAGGCCAGACCCAGCUCACUCAGGUGUCCUGGAUUUUAGAAAAUAGCUCUGCCACUAAGACCAACAUUGCAGUGUUUCAUCCAACUUUCGGGGUCAGUUACCCAGCAUCCCCAGUGCAGGGGCGUGUGAGUUUCACAAAAGAACCCCCCCCUCUGGAACAUCCAACUAUCCAGAUCACAGACAUUGCUCUGACAGAUGAGGGGAAUUACGUCUGCGAGUACGCCACAUACCCGACCGGAAUCGAAAAUGGGGUAACCGCCCUCGUCAUACUAGCCAAGCCCCAGAACACGGCUUCCACCAUCACCGUUCCCGCCGGCACUUCUCCCGUCUCUGUAGCGCAAUGUGUGUCGGCCAACGGACGACCACCGGCAACCCUCACCUGGGUGACUAAUCUGAGCGGCAACGGGACAGGACUGGUCCAGACGAGCAACUCGGACAACACGGUGACGGUGCGCAGCGAGUACCUUUUCACGCCCACGGCGGCCGAUAAUGGCAAGGAGAUCACCUGCGUGGUGUCACAUCGCACACUGACCAAAGCUGAGAACUUCCCCAUGAAACUGGUGGUCCAAUAUCCUCCUCAGGUGCAGAUUGUAGGAUAUGACAAUAACUGGUAUGUAGGCCGUACAGACGUGGUGCUGACCUGCCAAUAUCAGGGGAACCCCAGUCCUCCCACUGUAAACUGGAAGAUGAGCUCAGGCUUUAUGCCAGACUCGGUGGAGAUGGCCCAGAACAAACUAACCGUACGGAAGGUGGACGACUCUGUAAAUACCACGUUUAUCUGCGAGGUGACAAACAGCCUCGGCAUCGGCAAGGACCAGGUCACUGUGUUCGUCAGGGGCGUAUUGACUCAGAAGGUGAAGGUGGAGCCAGAAGUGGUGUCCUAUCCGGGUCAGACAGUGAUCCUGUGCUGCCAGUUUCCUGACAAAGGCCAGACCCAGCUCACUCAGGUGUCCUGGAUUUUAGAAAAUAGCUUUGCCACUCGGACCAACAUUGCAGUGUUUCAUCCAACUUUCGGGGUCAGUUACCCAGCAUCCCCAGUGCAGGGGCGUGUGAGUUUCACAAAAGAACCCCCCCCUCUGGAACAUCCAACUAUCCAGAUCACAGACAUUGCUCUGACAGAUGAGGGGAAUUACGUCUGCGAGUACGCCACACACCCGACUGGAAACGAAAAUGGGGUAACCGCCCUCGUCAUACUAGCCAAGCCCCAGAACACGGCUUCCACCAUCACCGUUCCCGCCGGCACUUCUCCCGUCUCCGUAGCGCAAUGUGUGUCGGCCAACGGACGACCACCGGCAACCCUCACCUGGGUGACUAAUCUGAGCGGCAACGGGACAGGACUGGUCCAGACGAGCAACUCAGACAACACGGUGACGGUGCGCAUCGAGUACCUUUUCACGCCCACGGCGGCCGAUAAUGGCAAGGAGAUCACCUGCGUGGUGUCACAUCGCACACUGACCAAAGCUGAGAACUUCCCCAUGAAACUGGUGGUCCAAUAUCCUCCUCAGGUGCAGAUUGUAGGAUAUGACAAUAACUGGUAUGUAGGCCGUACAGACGUGGUGCUGACCUGCCAAUAUCAGGGGAACCCCAGUCCUCCCACUGUAAACUGGAAGAUGAGCUCAGGCUUUAUGCCAGACUCGGUGGAGAUGGCCCAGAACAAACUAACCGUACGGAAGGUGGACGACUCUGUAAAUACCACGUUUAUCUGCGAGGUGACAAACAGCCUCGGCAUCGGCAAGGACCAGGUCACUGUGUUCGUCAGGGGCGUAUUGACUCAGAAGGUGAAGGUGGAGCUGGAAGUGGUGUCCUAUCCGGGUCAGACAGUGAUCCUGUGCUGCCAAUUUCCUGACAAAGGCCAGACCCAGCUCAUUCAGGUGUCCUGGAUUUUAGAAAAUAGCUCUGCCACUCGGACCAACAUUGCAGUGUUUCAUCCAACUUUCGGGGUCAGUUACCCAGCAUCCCCAGUGCAGGGGCGUGUGAGUUUCACAAAAGAACCCCCUCCUCUGGAACAUCCAACUAUCCAGAUCACAGACAUUGCUCUGACAGAUGAGGGGAAUUACGUCUGCGAGUACGCCCUAUACCCGACCGGAAACGAAAAUGGGGUAACCGCCCUCGUCAUACUAGCCAAGCCCCAGAACACGGCUUCCACCAUCACCGUUCCCGCCGGCACUUCUCCCGUCUCCGUAGCGCAAUGUGUGUCGGCCAACGGACGACCACCGGCAACCCUCACCUGGGUGACUAAUCUGAGCGGCAACGGGACAGGACUGGUCCAGACAAGCAACUCGGACAACACGGUGACGGUGCGCAGCGAGUACCUUUUCACGCCCACGGCGGCCGAUAAUGGCAAGGAGAUCACCUGCGUGGUGUCACAUCGCACACUGACCAAAGCUGAGAACUUCCCCAUGAAACUGGUGGUCCAAUAUCCUCCUCAGGUGCAGAUUGUAGGAUAUGACAAUAACUGGUAUGUAGGCCGUACAGACGUGGUGCUGACCUGCCAAUAUCAGGGGAACCCCAGUCCUCCCACUGUAAACUGGAAGAUGAGCUCAGGCUUUAUACCAGACUCGGUGGAGAUGGCCCAGAACAAACUAACCGUACGGAAGGUGGACGACUCUGUAAAUACCACGUUUAUCUGCGAGGUGACAAACAGCCUCGGCAUCGGCAAGGACCAGGUCACUGUGUUCGUCAGGGUAGGAAGAAGAGAAACUUCAACACACUCGAGGAAAACAGACACAACACCUUCAUCAGAACCGCCUCAGAGUAAAACAACAAACUCUCCACCUGCAUCAACAACAGUAAAACAAGAUAAACCAGACAGCAGCCUCCCUCUAGUUUUCUGCAUUCUGGCGGUUUUAUUGUUGGUGAUACCCGGUGUAGUGGCAAUUAUUUGUUGGAGACGCAAAGGAGGAAGAUGUGGAGAGAACGUGAUUACUGAAGGACGUCCGGACUGUAAGAGAAAGCGGAAGGAUCAGACUGAACCUGAUGUUACUUACGCAACUGUAACCCACGUGAACACAGCCGGAACAGCACGGGUCCAGAUCAACGCUGCAGACAACACUGAAUAUGCCAGCAUUCUAACAAGAUAAUCCACAGUAAAUAUACAUAGAUACACUCUCAGAUAUUAUAUAAUAAUGAUGAAAACAUAUAUUAAACACACACCAUGGUAAGCAUGUUUUUCCACAAAUUGUUGUUUUUCAUGUUUUUGUUUGUUUGUUUAUUUUUUCAAGUAAAUAGCAGAUUCAGAUAUAUGCAUGUAUGGGGGAAAGCGGGCGGGGUUUCCAGAGUAUUGCAUUACAUUUAUUUAUGUUAGCUAAGGGUAUUGUUCCUCAUUUACUUUGUGUGUUAAUCAUUAAAAAUUGCUGAUGGAUAAUCUUGCAGAAGUAUUUAGAGCGUACGCAUCAUCUUAUAUCUUAUGUGUUCAUUUCUUAUUCUGAUAUAAGAAUGACAUGUAGAAGGCUUUUAUCAUCAUCCUGUUUCGUGUAAGAAGACUCCUAUAUCUGUUCUUGUUUGUGACUUUUAAAGUCUGCUGAGUUCGGGUAAAAAUAAAAGAAUGAGAAUUGAUGCAUCCGACUGGAAUGAAUGUGUAUUUCUAACCUAGCUUUUGUGAAUGUUUCCUAACACUCCUUGCAAUUAUCAUUACUGAAUUCACUUUUUCAGGACUCACACAGUUAGCAGUCUGAGUGGAUGUAGCCGUGGAUCAGUUUUCAUUACACUUACACAAACUUGUGGCACUGAAUAUAAUGAUAUGAAUAUACAGUAUAUAAUAUAAAUAGCCUUAUUCAAACUUCAUGAAUUCUGUUUUCUCUCAAACUCGACCUCCAGCAGAACUCAGUACAUCUACAGCACUUUUUCUUCAUGUUUACUUAAUAUUUACAAAACUGCUGAAUAUUGGUUCAAUAUGUAA